UUUCAUAUGGCAUAAAUCGGAACGUACAGUAAAUAGUAUAUGAAAUUUUUAACAAAAUGCCAGAGUUGAUACAUAUUAGCAAGAGUGGUUACAACUUAAAUAAUUGCACUUGAAUUAAUUAGAAUUUUUAUGUGAUUUAUCUUUACUAUCCGUGAUAUUUAUAGUCUAUUUAUUCGGCAUUUUCUAUUAACAUUGUAAAUGUAAAUUUUUUUAUCUGUAGUGCGUGAAAUUUUAUUUUGAAUUCCGACAAUUAAUAUUUUCAUCAUAAACUAUUUAAGAAUGCUGUUAAUUGUGGUUCCAUUCUUGUUCUUCAUCUCUCGUGUGUCCAUGCAACGAAUGGAGGUAUCUCCUUUAUCAGAAGAUAGCCAUUACAGCAUGAACAUUAAUAUGCCUGAUGUUAGGCCAACUACACCUGAUGCUUAUCUAUGUACAGCCAGAAAACUAGAUCCUCAUGAAGCUUAUAUUGUAAAAUAUGAUCCUGACAUUAGUGUAAAAACUGCACAUCAUAUGCUUUUAUUUGGCUGCAAAGAUAUUAUUAAUCAAAAUCAUUUGUAUCCAACACAUUGGAACUGUGCUCAUGGAGAUCUGUGUAGCCGCAUGACAAUAAUGUAUGGAUGGGCUAAAAAUGCACCACCCAUGGAAUUGCCACAAGAUGUAGGAUUUUUGAUUGGUGGCAACAGUUCCAUUCAUUACCUGGUUUUACAGAUUCAUUAUGCUAAUCCAUUACCUGAGGGAAGUACAGAUAACAGUGGCUUAAAACUGCAUCUUACAACUCAAAGACAACGAUAUAUUACUGGGAUUCGACUAUUGUUAGCUGAUACAGCUCGAAUACCUCCUCGAACACCCAAAUAUCAUGUGGAUGUAAAUUGCAAAUUUGAAGAAAGCUAUGAUAUUCAUCCAUUUGCUUAUCGAGUUCAUACUCAUAAGCUUGGAGAGGUUGUAACUGGAUAUUACUUACAUCCUGUAAAUAAUAGUUGGACCAUGUUAGCCAAAGGAAACCCACAGUGGCCUCAAGCUUUCUAUCCUAUGAACAGAAAGCAUACAAUUACAAAUGGAGACAUAUUAGCUGCUCGCUGUACUUAUAAUUCAUCAGAUAUGAGCCAUUCUGUUAAAAUAGGAUCCUCUUCUAAUGAUGAGAUGUGCAACUUGUAUAUAAUGUACUAUACAGAAUACCGUAAUGCCCUAGCUGGUCAAUCUCCUCCUUGUAUUGGAACACAGUUCAACACUUUGAUAGAUACUUUACCUGUUGGAAAUGAUGUGCCUCUACCUCCUAAUCCUGAAAUGGAACAACAAGCUUUUGGCAAUAUUCAUCAUCAUACAUCUUCUAUCACUUAUAACAACAUCGAGAACCCCGAUUCUGCCUUUUCCAAUGCCAUUUUGCCUUUAGGAUCUGGACCCGAUGGUAUUGGAUUGUUGAAUAAUGAAUACAUGUAUCAAGAAGCUCAUAAUUGGCCAGCUAAGAACUUGCAAUUUGGCCAGGUUGCUGCUGUUACUACAGAUCAUGAUGGAAAUGUUGUCAUCUUUCAUCGCGGUGAUCAUGUGUGGGAUGAACUAACCUUUGAUUACUACAACAAUUAUCUUCCAAUUAAAAAUGGUCCUAUCAAAGCAUCAACUGUUCUAACUAUAGAUUCAGUAACUGGCGCACUUCUACAUCAGUGGGGAAGUAACUUGUUUUACAUGCCACAUGGUUUGUUUAUUAACACUGAUGGAAGUUUUUGGGUAACAGAUGUAGCCAUGCAUCAGGUAUUCCAAUUUGCUGCAAACGAUCUUAAGAAGCCUGCUUUAAUCCUUGGUGAAAAAUUUGUCCCUGGAAAUGAUAAUAGACAUUUUUGCAAACCUGCUAGUGUUGCAGUUAGUAAAACUGGAGAUAUUUAUAUUGCUGAUGGGUAUUGCAAUUCUAGAAUUGUGCGAUUUUCAUCUGAUGGCAAAUACUUGAGUCAGUGGGGAAAACAAGAUAAUAUGUUUGAAAGAGUCCUCAAAUCUUCCCUAUCCAAUGUUCUAGGGAAUCCGCCUGUUGGCAGUUUUAGAAUUCCUCACAAAGUUGUACUGCUGGAGGACAGAGAUCUGGUUUGUGUGGCUGAUAGAGAAAAUGGAAGAAUCCAGUGCUUUACUAUGGUUUCUGGCCGAUUCCGAUUUCAGAUUCAAAGAGCAGAGUUUGGAGGAACUUUAUAUUCAAUAGCUUACUCUCAAGAUAAAGGUCUUCUUUUAGCUGUUUGUGGUGAAGCCAUCCAGAAAGAUCACAUGGUUCGAGCAUUUGUGUUUAACAUUACUGAUCAAAGAUUGUUGAAUGUCUUUGCUCCAAAAUCUGGGACUUUUACAAGGCCUCAUGAUAUUGCUGUGCUACCAGAUGGUGAUGAGGCAUAUGUCUGUGAGAUAGGACCAAAUCUUGUAUGGAAAUUUUUGAGAGUAUACCACAAAUCAACGAAGAAGGUCUUGGAUGUUCCAGGAGUCAAAACUCAUGACGAAUCUACAUCGCAUGCUGCUGUCAAAAGUCAUGUUGUUCCUCUAACUCAAGACAAAUCGGAAGACACUAAAGCAACAUCUGAUGAUGAUUCCUCUCGGUUUCAAACUUCAAUUAUUAUCAUGUGCCUCUUAGCAAUACCCAUUCUUUGUUUAGUCUUGGUGACUGUAUUCCUAAGGCUCAAAAGAAGAGGUAAAUUCCAGCAGUCCUAUUUUGGUAACCUGAAAGGUUGGUGGGGCGGUUAUAAAACUCCUCAUCCUCAGGAUAAAUUCAAUUUGGGAAGCCUUCUGAAUCCUCACAAAGGUUUUGAUCGUGUCUCACUGGAAGAAAGUGAUGCGGACGGUGAUGAUGGAAGUGAAUCAGAUAUUGAAGAAUACAGUGCAAUUGCUAGGAAAACCUAAAGAGUACGUACAAAAAAAAACAUUGCACUUACAAAGAUGAAUGUGGUGAUUUUAUGUUUUUCAUCUUCUAUUGUUAACAUUCCAAAAUAAGUACCUAUAAUCAUAAAAUGAUGGCCUAUCUAUGCAAUAUGUGUUAUUCUUGAACCAUCAAUCUGAAUUGUAUAUAUAUUUUAUAAUGCUUUAGAAUUUUAAGAGCCUUGGACAGUUAAAUAUAUAUAUAUUAAGUAAUCUUAUCGU
Messenger RNA from Argiope bruennichi, 3099 nucleotides. RefSeq names its product peptidylglycine alpha-amidating monooxygenase-like. Gene Ontology annotation, biological process: peptide metabolic process. Lineage: Eukaryota; Metazoa; Arthropoda; Arachnida; Araneae; Araneidae. Gene Ontology annotation, cellular component: extracellular region; membrane. Gene Ontology annotation, molecular function: protein binding; oxidoreductase activity, acting on paired donors, with incorporation or reduction of molecular oxygen, reduced ascorbate as one donor, and incorporation of one atom of oxygen; copper ion binding. The record is from RefSeq and is a predicted model, not a curated record. The transcript has 22 exons. Bases 280 to 2862 code for a protein of 860 amino acids.